AUGCAUCCCUUCAACGACCUCACCGCAUCCGAAAUCCACCGCUCCCGAGCCGCAGUCCAGUCUCUGCACGCUGGCGAGGCGCUCGUUUUCAAAGCCAUCACCCUAGAGGAACCGGACAAGAAUGUCAUGAUUCCAUUUCUUGAAGCAGAGCUAUCAGGCAAAACUCACGACGCUCCACCACGUCUUGCAUACUGCGUCUACUAUAUCAAAGCAUCUGAUACUCUGAUGACAACAUGGGUCGACUUGAAAGCCAAUCGUGUGUCGAAAUCCGAAGCCGCCGAUAAAGAGUUCCACGGGAACGUGGACUUCAAUGAAGUCGACGACGUGGAACGCAUGGUCAUGCAGGAUCACGCUGUACUGGAGCAGAUCCGCAGACUCAAACUGCCUCCCCAUCUAACUGUGAUCGCCGAGGCCUGGGGCUUUGGAUCCGACGGACUCGCGGAUCAAAUGCGACAGUAUCAAGUCUACAUGUUUGUUUCGGAGGUCGGAAAGCCCGACAGCAACCACUACGCAAGACCGCUGUCUUUCUCUCCUGUCGUUGACCCCGUACGCAUGAAGGUCAUCCGGAUCGACUUGAUUCCUACCGGUGCCGAUUGGGCUUUGAAGCCACUGGGCCCUUUCGAAGAUAACGGCCCCAACGAAUACGUCCCCGAGGCCAACAACUUGCGGACAAAUUUGAAAAGACUCCAUGUCUCCCAACCAGACGGUCCAUCGUUUACCAUCGACGAUGAGAAUGUUCUGCGGUGGCAAAAGUGGCACAUUCGCGUGUGCUUCAACUACAGAGAGGGAAUCGUGCUGCGAAACGUUUGCUAUGAUGGCCAGCCUUUAUUCUACCGUGUUAGUCUCAGUGAUAUGACGGUCCCUUAUGCGGAUCCUCGUGCGCCUUAUCAUCGCAAACAAGCUUUUGAUCUGGGUGAUGUCGGUGCAGGAUUGGUUGCUAAUAACCUCAAACUCGGCUGCGACUGUCUUGGAUCGAUCGCGUACCUCGAUGGUUUUAUCUCCGACCGACAGGGCAACCCAUUGCGCAAGGAGAAUGCGAUUUGCAUCCACGAACAGGGCAAUGGGAUUGGUUGGAAGCACACCAACUAUCGAACUGGGCGAGCUUGCGUUGUUCGCAACCGUGAACUAGUAAUUCAAUCAAUCCUCACCGUAUCAAACUACGAGUAUAUCCUCGCCUUUGUCUUCAACCAAGCCGGCCAAAUGGACUAUCAGGUCCGCGCGACCGGUAUUCUUUCGACCUGUGCCAUCGAUCCAGAUACCCAGGUCGAAUUCGGAACCAUCGUGCACCCCGGUGUCCUGGCAACACACCACCAGCAUAUUCUAUCUCUACGCAUCGACCCAGCCAUCGGCAGCUACACCCACGGCAAUAGCCUUGCCUACCAAGAAUCAUACGCCCUUCCCCACGAACCCGCCUUCAACCCACACGGAAACGGCUACAUUGCAAAAACAAACAUUGUACAGAAGUCCGAGGGCCUUGACUUUGACAUCAACCGAGGACGAGACUUUCUUAUCCAGAAUCCCAACAUUCCCAACUCCGUCAAUGGCCUUCCCAUCUCGUACAAAAUCCACGCUCCCCCGAUGCAAAAGCUCCUCGCCUCUCCUGACAGCUUUCACUUCAAGCGCGCGGAAUUUGCGGACCACGAAAUCUACGUCACGAAGUACCAGUCGGACGAGCUUUUCUCGGGCGGCAAAUUCACUAAUCAGAGUCGUGGAGGUCAUGGGGUUAAGAACUGGGUUGCUCGGAAAGACAGUGUGGUGAAUGAGGAUAUUGUGGUUUGGGUGCAAUUCGGCCUGAACCAUAUCCCUCGAAUUGAAGAUUUCCCUGUCAUGCCUGUGGAGAUUAUCACUGUCUCCUUGAAACCGGUCAACUUUUUUACUAGGAGUCCGGCUAUCGAUGUGCCUCCGUCGACCCUGGCAAGCAACCAAUCCGUACAAGUCAACAAGCCUGGCUGCUGUGGCAGCAGACUUUGAGUGUACUGGAGUUCAGGAUCAUUGGAUGUAUAAGCUUGGUCUUAAUUUUUGAUUCUUAUAGCAAUCAUAAUAGUCCUC
Aspergillus steynii IBT 23096 is the source of this 2049-nucleotide messenger RNA. RefSeq lists its product as uncharacterized. Bases 1 to 1971 code for a protein of 656 amino acids. The record is from RefSeq and is a predicted model, not a curated record. The transcript has 3 exons. NCBI's taxonomy places the organism in Eukaryota, Fungi, Ascomycota, Eurotiomycetes, Eurotiales, Aspergillaceae. Gene Ontology annotation, molecular function: quinone binding; copper ion binding; primary methylamine oxidase activity. Gene Ontology annotation, biological process: amine metabolic process.